CACAGAACAGCUUCUGGGGAACUUUCCAUCUUCUUCUUUUCGUUUUGCUCCGUCUUGGGACCCAUCAAACUAACCAUGUCGUCCCUGCUGGAUAUCGCACGGGUUUUGAAAAUCACGGUGCAGGACCCUAUGGUCUAUUCGUUGUGGUGCACUAUUUUCACUGCGAUGAUCCUUUUGCCUUUGUUUAUUCCGUCAUUUCGGGUGCCUAAGCUGCCGGGUCUUCCAAUUGUUUUGGAGGAGGAAAUCCCGAACAAGAAGUUGAGGGUUGAGAAAUACCUGACAGAUACAAGAAAUCUCUUGGUAUAUGGGUAUAAGAAGUUCAAAGAUCAGAUCUUUGGGAUCACUACUACUGAAGGUACAACACUGGUUCUUCCUUUGAAGUUUCUCGAUGACCUCAAAGGCCACAAAUCAUUGAGCUUCACAGCUGUCUUGGAAGAAGAGUUCACGCUGAAGACCUACACCAAACUGGGUAACCUAACGGAUGCUCAAAUCAAAAUCGUCACCAAAGACCUAAACUCUACUCUCCCCCAAUACACGCCAGUGAUCCACGAACUGAUCCGCGAGCACUGGCCUGUUGGAAAUUUCACCAAUCCCACUCCAAUAAAACUCUACCCUCAAAUCAACGAACUAGUCUCCCGCGUCUGCGCCCGCUUCUUCCUUGGCGCACACGCAGCCAACGACCCCCGUUGGAUCAGCAUCGCACAGAUCUACAUCCAAUCCGCAUUCGAAUGGACUGGCAGCCUAAAAGCAUGGCCGAAAAGCCUCCGGCCCCUAGUGCACCCCUUCGUCCGAGGCCGCAACUCCAUGGUACAACAGUUCAACACCGGAAAAUCCAUCGUCGCCGAGACCCUCGCUAAGAAGAAGGAAAACGGGAACGAGCACCUCAGCAACCCGCCUUCUUUGCUUGAUCUGCUUACCUCUGGUGAGCUGGCAAGGGAUGUCGACAAUGUGGAGGGGAUGGCGAUCGUGCAGAUGAAUCUUUGCGUUGCAGCGAUUCAGAGUAUGGCAGCCCAGAUUAUGCAGUGCGUAAUUAACCUGUCGAUAUACGAUGAGUAUGUGCCGGGGUUAAGGGAGGAGGUUGAGAGCGCACUGAAUGCGUCGGGAGGGAAAAUGGAUCGAGCGGCGUUGCAGAAGCUGUGGAAAUUGGACAGCUUUAUGAAGGAGACGGGGAGGCAUGAUACGCUGGAUUUGAUGGGCUUUCAGCGCAAAGUCCAAGAACCAUUGACAAUGUCAAAUGGCAUGCACAUCCCCGUCGGUGCUCGCAUUGUCCUCCCUACCGGCGCCAUCAACAUGGAUUCCAACUACUACGACCACCCGGCUCAAUUCGACGGCCUCCGCUUCUACCGGCGGCGCAUUGCGAGCGAAACUGAGCAGAACAAACACCAGUUCGUUUCGGUUGGAAAGACCGAUUUGGCUUGGGGAUAUGGUAGACAUGCUUGUCCUGGUAGGUUUAUCGCUGAGGUCGCGAUGAAGCUGGUGUUGGUCGAGUUUUUGGUGAAGUAUGAGAUUGAGCCGCCAGUGGUGGGGGCGAGGCCGACGUAUGUGGAACACGAGGGUGUGAGUGCACCGGAUCCGGAGUGGGAGCUUCUUUUGACAAAUAGGAAGUCACGCACUUUCAGCCUCCCUCCCCAGAUCAACGUUGUUCCCGCUUGAUCAAGGUAUGAUUUGGCGUAAUACUGCAGGUUGGCCGGUCUUGUGUAAAAGAAGUGAUAGUGGAUUUUGUGGAGGAAUUUUUCUAGGAGUUAGAUGAUUAAAUUUCACUGUGUUUAUUAGAAUCUGUCUUUGUUGAUUCCGUAGAUAAUGAUGGGUUUAGUGUCUUUGUUACUAGACACCUUGGAAUUGGGGUUGGAUUUCGG
Aplosporella prunicola CBS 121167 is the source of this 1856-nucleotide messenger RNA. RefSeq lists its product as uncharacterized. The record is from RefSeq and is a predicted model, not a curated record. Gene Ontology annotation, molecular function: heme binding; oxidoreductase activity, acting on paired donors, with incorporation or reduction of molecular oxygen; monooxygenase activity. The transcript has 8 exons. NCBI's taxonomy places the organism in Eukaryota, Fungi, Ascomycota, Dothideomycetes, Botryosphaeriales, Aplosporellaceae. Bases 76 to 1653 code for a protein of 525 amino acids.